Molecule: messenger RNA, 1074 nt
Organism: Colletotrichum destructivum
Lineage: Eukaryota; Fungi; Ascomycota; Sordariomycetes; Glomerellales; Glomerellaceae
Product: Putative GNAT domain, acyl-CoA N-acyltransferase
Exons: 2
Coding region: 163-804 (213 amino acids)
Molecular function (GO): acyltransferase activity, transferring groups other than amino-acyl groups
Source: RefSeq, a predicted model, not a curated record
ACAACAGGUGGCAUGCGGGCGAGUUGGGAAGCGUAUACACUCACUACUCGAGCAAUACUUGAGCACUCGCCGCCCCGAAACUGAAGACCACAGUCCAACCUGCUCGCUCAGUGUAUAGCAAGCAAGCUCCCAGAGUAUCGUUAUUGUUGCAAGGCCGAGACGAUGCCUAUCGAGAUUCAGACUGUUGUCGAGGCCGAUCUGCGGCGAUGUGCCGAGAUUGAGCAUUUGGCGUUCGCCGAGAGCUCAUCCAACAAGUUGCUAUUCCCCGGCCCUUUGCCUGAGGAUUUCCUGGGCCUUCAAGCCAGUGAUCUGGCCAAAAAACUACGAGAGGAUCCAAGCGUGCGCAUGUUCAAGGCAGUGGACACUGCGCUCUCGGGCGACGAAGCGAUCAUUGCGUGGAGCAAAUUCAAUGUGUAUCCUGACGGCAUGCCGGUGCCAAAACCACGCGUCUGGGGCCCGGGCAGCAACGAGGAGGCGUGCAAUCAGCUGUUUGGCGGCAUGGACAGGAUGCGCGAGCGUUUGAUGGCAGACAAGCCGUCCGUCUACCUCCACAUCCUGGUGACGGACCCAAAGCACCAGCGGCGCGGGGCGGGAUUGCAGCUGCUGACGCCCGUGAUGCAAGAAGCUGUUCGGCUGGGCGUGCCCGUGUAUCUGGAGUCAUCGGAGCCCGGGCAUCCUCUGUACACCAAGGCUGGGUUCAAGGAUAUCGAAGAGCAUCGGGUCGACUUUAGCAAGUUUGGCGCAUCGAAGCCUCACCUGUCGUGGGCCAUGAUCUGGGAGCUGCCAAACCGACGAUGCCCUUAAGCAGGGUUGGCGGGCCAUCUGCCGCUGUCGUGCAUCGUGUGCAUGGUGCGUAUCCUCUGCAUAUUCUGCAUUGUAUGCGUCGAAGAAAGAAUGUCCCCAGCUCGGAGAAUGGGUGCCCGAUGGUCAUCUGAUAAUGGGUCACUUCGACCGGCGUUGAGGCCCGAACGGCGACUUUUGAUAGGACAUGUUGGACGGAAAAGUCAUAUGCCGCCACAAUUGAUUAGAGGAAACACAUUCUGUUUGUUGUUGGGCCAGCUGCAUCACCCCGUU